ACUAAUACAACAAGUGGAGGGAGAACCUCCUGAAAGAGCUGACUGAAACCGCAGCGCUGGGAAGUGUAUUUCCAAUUGAGAUUGAGAAAUAAUUACCUGGAAAGUUUGUAAACCAGUGAAAGGAAAUGCAGGCGAUUGUGGGCCCCCUCCUCCUGAUGUCACUCUUCUCCGUCACCAUGGCGAACCGCGUGUAUGUCCACCCCUUUGGCAUGUUUGCCCUGGAAAACACCACCUGCGUGCCUGUCAAGGCCCAGGCCGAGAAGCCUCUGAAGACGGUCACUCUGAUGCCCAUCGAACCCCACGACAGCACGGAGCCUGACGCCCACACCCAGAAAGACAGCGAGAGCCCGAGGCAGAACAUUACGCAGAGAAGCAUAGUCCUUGCUUACCUCCAGAACCACCUGGGCCUACGCCUCUACGACGCACUGAGGAAGCAGAAGGCCGGCAACACGCUGUUCUCUCCUAUGGGCGCCUACGGGGAGCUGGUCACCCUCUACCUGGGAGCCUCCGGGAGCACAGCCAAGCAGCUGCAGGAGUUCCUAGGCCUGGGCAAAGAGACGGACACAGAGGACUGCAUCUCGCCGUUCGAUGCGCACAAGGUGCUCCGCACGCUCCACAGCAUCAACUCUCCGAAGGACGGGGCCGAGGGGGAGCUGCGGACGCAGGCCUGGACCUUCAUCAGCAGCAAGGCGGACCUUUCUGAGGACUUCGCCCGGGGUGUGCAGGACUUCUCGGACGCCUCCUACACUCGGGCUGUGGAUCUGUCCCAGCCACAGGUGGCAGAGGCCCAGGUAAACUCCUUCAUCAAGAGGACGACAGCAGAGAAGAUCAAGCAGCUGUUCAAGGACAUCAGCCCAUCCUCUGACCUCCUGUUUGCCAGCUCUGUCCAUUUCAAGGGGAACUGGAGGACAGCAUUCCAGCCAGAGGCUACCACCAGGCAGGAAUUCUGGAUAACUGACAAUACGAGCGUCACUGUGCCCCUCAUGACCCAUACUGGAAACUACAAGUACCUGGAUGACAGGGGCAGGAAGUGCACUGUUGUCAAACUCCCCCUGAGCAACAAGGCCUAUAUGCUGCUGGUUUUGCCCCACGAGGGGACCCACCUGGACCACAUUGAAAACCAGCUGACAGCACAGCUGAUCUCAGACUGGUCUCAGCACCUGAAAGAAGGGCUCUUGGAGCUGUCCCUGCCCAGGUUCUCCAUGAAGGGCGUGAGCGAUCUGAAAAGCAUCCUCUCGGACAUGAAGCUCGGCUCACUGCUGGGCACGGAGGCAGAGUUCCGCAAACUCAGCACCAAGGAGCACUUCAGCAUUGGCCAGGUGCUGAAUAACGUGCUGUUUGAGAUGUCUGAGGAGGGAUCUGCACAUCAGGACAAACCACAGGAUGGCCACACAGCCACAAAACUCACAGUCAACAGGCCCUUCUUAUUUGGCGUUGUGGAGGGAAACUUCGAGGGCAUCCUACUCCUGGGGAGAGUAACCAACCCUACGCUCUGAGGACUUCUGGGAAAACCUCCUGGCUAACAGAACAUACAGACUGUAGCACGACAUAGUGAUGACAUAGGUGAAACUGAAUUUGAUGCUGUCCCCUUGAUAUUGUACGUAUAUAUAUAUAUAUCCAAAGACUGGUUUAUCCAAGGCCAAACCAUUUGGCUUCUAUACUGUUUAGCUGUCACUUUGCUUUCCAAAUAAAAAUAUUUAUUUGGUCACUCACUUUUAGAUAGAAUUUAUGCAAUACAGUACCAUGGAUUUCCAUUUGGCCAUUAAAAAAGAAACAAAUGCUAAACCUAUAGUGUAUGCCUCAAUUAAGUUCACCUCAUGUGACAGUCAGUAUGCCAGUAUAGUGUUAUCUUAACAUGAAUCAAAGGCCAGUUGCAGAGCAAUUUGUUACAUAUGAAUACUGCCAGCUUUGAACUUCCUGUAGGUUUUGUCAUCUGUAAACACUUCCCUUUCAGGUGUAUUGAGGGUAUUUGUGUCAACUUACAGGAUAUAUAUUCACAUGGAUGGAAAAAGCAUUUUCCACAGUAAUGUUGAAAAAGUAGAUUUGUAUAUUUCUGGUAUGAAUGAUUUGGUGCUGUAAAACAAAAUUGAUUUUCGGCAAUUCACAACUGUUUCCAUUCUCAUUGGAUAUGCCUGUUUUUCUGGACAUUGCUCAUUCUCUACCAAAUAAUUAAAUAAAAAAU
Megalops cyprinoides (Indo-Pacific tarpon) is the source of this 2182-nucleotide messenger RNA. Its product is annotated as angiotensinogen-like. The coding region runs from base 126 to 1496 and encodes 456 amino acids. Gene Ontology annotation, biological process: regulation of systemic arterial blood pressure by renin-angiotensin. Gene Ontology annotation, molecular function: serine-type endopeptidase inhibitor activity. NCBI's taxonomy places the organism in Eukaryota, Metazoa, Chordata, Actinopteri, Elopiformes, Megalopidae. The transcript has 5 exons. The record is from RefSeq and is a predicted model, not a curated record.